This is a messenger RNA of Hydra vulgaris (swiftwater hydra), 1883 nucleotides long. RefSeq lists its product as uncharacterized. The record is from RefSeq and is a predicted model, not a curated record. NCBI's taxonomy places the organism in Eukaryota, Metazoa, Cnidaria, Hydrozoa, Anthoathecata, Hydridae.
UAAAUAUAUCAUCAAACUAGAUGCAGUAAUUUGUGAUGUCCCUGCAAGAGCAUUUUUAAAGUGUAUUAAAUCUCAUACUGCAUAUCAUAGCUGUGAGCGAUGUAUUCAAAAAGGUGAAUGGUAUGGAAAAAUUCUUCUUCCUAACCUAUCAGGCUCCACUUAGAACUGAUGAAGGUUUUCGCAUGCAAGCAGAUAAGAAGCAUCACAUUGAUAACACUAUCUCUCCAUUUUUAGAAUUAUCAUUUGGAAUGGUUUCAUCUUUUCCACUCGAUUAUAUGCAUUUGGUAUGCUUAGGAGUAGUUAAAAGAAUGAUUAAUCAAUGGGUGCAUGGAAGUAAAAAGAAACAAUGUUUAUCCAAAACAUCGUUAACUACAUUAUCUGAAAAACUUGUUUUAUUUAAACAGCAUGUACCAAAAGAUUUUUCACGCAAACCUCGCUCAAUAUUGGAAUUUAAACGCUGGAAAGCUACUGAAUUACGCCAGUUUUUAUUAUAUACUGGUCCAGUAGUUUUGAAAGAUGAUGUUAAUCAUUACGGUGCUCUGGAUAAAGUCUCUUCUUUUCCAUAUGAAAGUUAUCUUGGAAGAUUGAAAAAGCUUGUGCGGCGACCUCAGUUCUUGUGCUUUCAAAUUGUGAGAAGUAUUUUUGAAGAACAUUUGAAUCCAACUAAUCAAAUUAAAAUGUCUUAUGCAAAUGUUUCAUUUGAUGAAAGUAAUGAAACGGAUUUUCUUCCAUUAAACUGGAUUGCUGAUGGUACCUUAAUGAGUGAUAUUCCUAUGCGAAUUAAAAAGCAUCAUAUAGUCGAGUUUUACUGGCCUCCACUAAAAAAUCCAGAAAGUAUUUCUAAGGCAAAAAGUCGGUGUUUAGAGGCCGAUUUGAAUUGGCCCACUUAUAAAGCACGAAUUUUGUUUACUGCUGAUUCACUUUAUGAGGCUCGUCAGAAAGCAAUAUUGGCUGAAGACACUUCGAACCUCGAAGUUGAAAAUAGUAUAAAGCAAAGAAGAAUAAAUAUUAUACAAGCUGAUGAAAGUGACAAAAGUGAAGUUGAAUCUGAUUGCAGCGAAGAGUUUAUUGAAAAGAAAAAGAAAGUUAUUGAUGUGCACAAAAAAAUGAAACAUGUAGAAAAAUCUUAUUCUUUACCUAAACCAAAAUCUCCAAUUCAAAUUAUACCUAAGCCAGUUCCUCCUUCAUUUUUAUCAGUAAAACGUUCUGAUAGUUUCAAUCAAUCUGAUUGGAAUGAUUGUGAUAUUGAAAUUACUCGUCAUAAUACAACUGUUCUUGAAAAUAAGACAUAUAUGCCAACAUUCGAUUCUUCUGCUAACUUUGCAAGUACUAGUCAAACUAACACAAUAUUAACUGCAAUUUUGACACAAAUUGAAGACAUAAAACAAACUUUAAAAAUUCAUUCUGCUAUUUUGCAAAGCUUAGUGCAACGAGACAGAGGUAUAAAUGCAAGUUUAUGUCAGCUUCCAGAGGAUAUACAAUUACCUAUUUUAACAUAUGAGGAUCUACUAGUAAUGGAUCAGAAGUUGAUAGAUCCUCUAGUGAAGAAAUGUAUGAUUAAAGUGAUAGCUGAUAUAGGUGGAGUUGAUCUUUCCGAUUUUAUAAAACGAUCAAUGAAAUUUCUUCUUGGCAAUGAUCUCUCUAAAAAAUUAAAUCUUACUGGACAAAAUCAAAAGCAACCUUUUAAAACAUUGAAUAUAUGUGAAGUUCUGUUCAGUAGCGUGAAAGUUAAUGCAACUACUCUAGAUGCAAAUAAAAAGCAAAUCGAGGCAGAACUAUCAAAGUGGUUUACCAAUUCACGGGAUCGUGGUAGUGAUCGUCGGGGAAGAAAAAAAAGAUUAAAAGACAUCAACAAUGAAUCAGAUUUUAUUUUGAACAAAUAA